This is a messenger RNA of Nematolebias whitei (Rio pearlfish), 1305 nucleotides long. It is a transcript of the gene serinc4, whose product is annotated as serine incorporator 4. Gene Ontology annotation, cellular component: membrane. Lineage: Eukaryota; Metazoa; Chordata; Actinopteri; Cyprinodontiformes; Rivulidae. The record is from RefSeq and is a predicted model, not a curated record. The coding region runs from base 37 to 1305 and encodes 422 amino acids. The transcript has 9 exons.
GACUCUUUGAGGAAAAGCUGUUUGUGCUCGGAGUUCAUGGCCAAAUGUAGAGUGGUGGUGGCCGAGGACAAGCUGUUCAGAGGCACCAUGUCAGCCUCGCAGGGGAUGAACCGCACCAGCGUCUACAGCUACUUCCUGAACAUGGUGGCCUAUCAGAUAUGUUGCUGCUGUGGACCGGCCCCCUGUUCACUCUGCUGUGCCUUCUGUCCUCCGGUCAAAUCAUCCACCAGCACACGGGUCAUGUACACGCUCUUCCACAUCAUGAGCUGUGCCGUCUCCUGCCUCAUGCUGUCCCGCACCGUCUCCGAGCUCGUCAGGGAAAAUGGUACAAGAAGAGGUUUCAGCAGAGCUCAGAGUCUGACUCCAGACAGGCACCAGUACAAGCAUCUGAGUGGGUUGACGGGAGCAGCAGAAAACAAACGCUGGUACCUGGCGGUGAUGUGUGCCACCCUCUUCUUCUACACCAUCGCCACCAUGGCCUUCACCUUCAUGUACAAAUAUUACACACACCCCAUCGCCUGCCACUUCAACAAAGUCCUGCUGUGGACCAACCUGGGACUCUGCGGCCUCAUGUCCUUCAUCGCCGUCACUCCGUGCGUCAAGCAAAAGCAGCCUCGGUCCGGGCUCCUUCAGGCCUCCAUCAUCAGCUGCUACGUCAUGUACCUGACUUUCUCUGCGCUGUCCAGCCGUCCACCAGAGAAAGUGGUGUAUCAGGGCAUGAACAUGACCGUUUGUUACCCAAAUGUGGGACAAGACGAGAUCCAGAACGAAGGCAACGCUGUCGCCAUCAUCGGGGCUGCCAUCAUGUACUGUUGUGUCCUCUUUGCAUGUAACGAAGCCUCCUACUUGGCAGAGGUGUUUGGUCCAUUUUGGAUGAUCAAAGUUUAUCGCUAUGAGUUCCAGAAAGCAACCUGCUGUUUCUGCUGUCCUGAAGAAGAUGAAGCUGAAGAGGAGUUUGUGGUUGAUGAUGAAGACAAAGGCAGUCAGAAGGUCAUCCACAAUGAGACCCAGAGGGUGGCGUACAGCUACUUCUUCUUUCAUUUUGUCUUCUUCUUGGCCUCGCUGUAUGUCAUGAUGACCCUCACUAACUGGUUCAGCUAUGAGUCAGCAGUGUUGGAGACCACCUUCACACACGGCUGCUGGUCUACCUUCUGGGUGAAGAUGUCAUCCUGCUGGGCCUGUGUGAUCCUGUACCUCUGGCUGCUGCUCGGCCCUCUGUGCAGCUGUCAGAACGAGUCCAGACCUCGGCGUUCCCGCAUCAAACGUCGCCCAGCAUCCUGCCGACAUGUCAGCGUCAGUGUUUGA